CCUCCAACAAAACAAAAAUUUCAAAUUAUCUCUAGGUUGUUUAAUAAAAAAAGAUAAACCAAAACCAAAAUAAUGUAUAAAUUGAUAAUUGACCUUUAAAACAUUAAAAUCACUAAAGCUUCUAAUACAUGACAAUGGCUAAAGAAACGAUACCAGAUUUCAUUGUAAAAAAUAAUUUUUUUGUCAGACCUAGCUCUAGGAAUGGUUUGUGGGUGUUUUUCUUACUUCCUAUUUCUAUAAUAAUAUCUUUAAUGAAACAUCCAGUAAUUUUAACGCCACACUAUAAAUUUGCAACACUAGUUUCAUUUACAUUAAUAUGUAAUUCUCUGUACAUUAUAUCCCGUUAUAUCAAGAACCAAAAAUUGAAGAUAAUACAUAUAUGUCCUUUAACUAUUUCAGUAUUAACUGGCACUUUAUUCAAUAUAUGUUUACAUAAAGGAUGGAUAUUCUCUUUAGCAAAUGGUUUUUUGAUAACUUUGGGUUUUCUACAUAUGUAUAGAUUUUUGUUAAAUAAAUUAAAAUACAGUUUUACUUUGGGAGAAGCUGGCCUUGUAGCUCAAACAAUCAUUUUAUUUGUUAACUCUCUAUUUUAUAAUAUAUUUCAUAUGUUAUCAAUACAAGAAAGAAAGUAUAGGAGUAAAAUGCAAACAUGCACACUUAUAAUUCAAGUGGGUCUAUUAGGAUUAAUGUUAUUGUCGUACAUUGUAUACAUGUUUAAUAUAAAAGGACCAAAGACUUUUUACUUGACAGCAUUUAUUACCAUAACGUUAUCAGUUAUUGUGCCACUACACUUGAUUAUGGAUCAGAGUCCACUGAUUUGGAUAUUUGAGCAAGUUUUAAGUGAUAUCUUACUGUUGAAAUUAUUUAUUUAUUGGAGUUUCUGCAUAGCAGUUGCUGUUUUAGCUGUGAGAAAUCAAAUAUUUUAUGCCAAGAAAGCCUCAACUAGUGUUAGAAAAAUUUUUCACAUUAUAUCAGUUCUGGUUUAUAUUCCUGGCUUAUAUUAUAGGUGUUCUUUUUUUUACUUGUCAACUGGAGUUGUAUUGGGUAUAUUCUUUGCUUUAGAAAUUUUAAGGAUACAAUCCAUACCUCCAUUAGGUAGUCAACUGCAGGAGGGUUAUAUAGUUUUCAAUGAUGAAAAAGACAGUGGGUUACUGGCUUUAACGCCUAUCUAUCUAUUAACAGGGAUUUCUUUGCCUAUAUGGAUUCAUCCGGCACCAUGUGAUGUUACUGAUUCUGCUCAAUUUACUUUAUUGCCUGUUCUAAGUGGGCUUCUAUCAAUUGGUAUUGGAGAUACUUCAGCUAGUUAUAUUGGUUCAAAUUUUGGAAGGUUAAAAUGGAAAGGAACUAGCAAAACAAUAGAAGGCACCUUGGCGUAUAUUUUUAGUCAGAUGGGUUUUAUUUAUUUACUCCAUUUUAUAGGUUGUUUGGCUAUGCUAGAUAAUGAACAAAUUGUUAGAAUUAGCUUAGCUGUAUUGGUAACGGCUAUUGUCGAAGCGAAAACUAGUCAAAUUGAUAAUUUAGUUUUGCCAUUUAUUAUGUAUAUAUUUUUGGUAUAAAUAUGUAGUUUUUUAAGAAAGAAUAAAGACUGUUUUUUAAUGCAA
Messenger RNA from Sitophilus oryzae (rice weevil), 1601 nucleotides. RefSeq names its product dolichol kinase. Gene Ontology annotation, cellular component: endoplasmic reticulum membrane. The transcript is spliced from 8 exons. The record is from RefSeq and is a predicted model, not a curated record. Bases 129 to 1556 code for a protein of 475 amino acids. NCBI's taxonomy places the organism in Eukaryota, Metazoa, Arthropoda, Insecta, Coleoptera, Curculionidae. Gene Ontology annotation, molecular function: dolichol kinase activity. Gene Ontology annotation, biological process: dolichyl monophosphate biosynthetic process.